This is a messenger RNA of Phytophthora infestans T30-4, 264 nucleotides long. RefSeq lists its product as uncharacterized. NCBI's taxonomy places the organism in Eukaryota, Oomycota, Peronosporomycetes, Peronosporales, Peronosporaceae. Bases 1 to 264 code for a protein of 87 amino acids. The record is from RefSeq and is a predicted model, not a curated record. The transcript is spliced from 2 exons.
AUGUACGACGAGUCGCAUCUUGAGCAGCACGACGACGCGCAGAUGAAUGAAGCUGGGCAGGAUGUUCCUGUUGCUCGUGGCCAGCCCAAACUAAACGAGAUUGCAACUAAGGCGAGGUCGAUGGCACGGACGUACAUGCCGUCUAAACCUGACAAGUACGGAGUACGUUUGUACGCUGUGGUUGACUGGAACUCACUCUACGUUCAUACACUACGGGACAACGCGUCCGUCAACACACAGCCAACUACACCAGCGCAGCAAUAG